This is a messenger RNA of Carcharodon carcharias (great white shark), 8787 nucleotides long. It is a transcript of the gene knl1, whose product is annotated as kinetochore scaffold 1. Bases 124 to 8121 code for a protein of 2665 amino acids. Gene Ontology annotation, biological process: attachment of spindle microtubules to kinetochore; cell division; protein localization to kinetochore. The transcript is spliced from 26 exons. Gene Ontology annotation, cellular component: nucleus. The record is from RefSeq and is a predicted model, not a curated record. Lineage: Eukaryota; Metazoa; Chordata; Chondrichthyes; Lamniformes; Lamnidae.
CAGCAGGCAAAGGCGGUUGAAUUUAAAAUUCUCGAAUCAGGAGUCGCGCGAGGUGAUUGGUCGGUGGCGGCCUUCGGGGGUUCAAAUUCACUUAGAACCCAGGUUUAAUUCCUGGUUUAAACAAUGGAUGAAAAUUAUUCCGUGUUUCCAGAGGCUAAUGCUGAAAUCGGGGAAGGGAAAUGCAAGAGGAGACAGUCGGGUAUUUUGAAAGUUUCGAAGAGCCCACUUCGAAUUUUGAAAGAAGCUGACGUCAACCAGAAGAUGGAGCAGGUGGGAAAACUCCGGAGGAGCUCUCGAAGAGUCAGCUUUGCAGAGACUAAAGAAGUGAAGGAGUUUGUGACUGAUAAAAUGAUGAUGAUAAUGCAAGAUGCAGAAAAUGGGAAAGACAGCCAUAAGGAGAACCAGCAGAAUGAGUUAGAAAGGGACAUGAUGCCACUAAAUACAAAUUUCAGCAUUGCUGGAAUGGAUGCACUGCUUCAUGCACCUCUCCGAACCCCUUUGCAACAAUUUAAGCCCUGUGAUUACAAUGAGACCGUCAGGAAACAUCAUAUCUUCCCCAAUUCUGGCAUUGAAAUGCGAAGAGAAGAUCCAGUCAAGUCUUCUGAAGCAAACGUUACUUCUAGGCUUCCAAAAAAAAUUGACUUAAAAUCUUUCUUGACUGGAUUUGAUUCUACAGAACCAACAUAUACCAAUGUGUACUUUGACACUGGGGAAGAGGGUGCUAAUAGGUCCUUCAGCUCUAUUGGACAAAAUGAGGUUCCUAAACAGCAAAAGACAAUUGAUUUUAAAACAUUCUUAAAUAGCAUAAAGCAAAGUGAAGCAGACGAAAAUAAAAUGGUGUCGAUGUCCUCCAUCUUUGAAGAACAGCUAUUGAAACAGACAGACUUUGGCUUUCCUUCAGCUUGUGGCACAGCUAAAGACAUUGAGAAAGCAAAUGACUUGGUGCUGCAAAUUAAUUCUAACAACAACUUGGAUCCAAACAGGACUGUCCUAUUUCUGGACCAGGACAAUGAUAUGGAGUUCACCAGAAGCCACACUGUUGCUAUUAACCAUUUUGCCAUGGGAAAUGCUACCACUCCUCGUUCAUUAACAGAGCCUAAAAAUGCAGAGAGAUUAGAUGCUGAAGGGUCAACUCAUUCUUCCUUUCUUCAAGAUAAGACUGUUGUAUUUUCAGGAGAAGAUUAUUUGGAUAUGACCAGAAGUCAUACUGCACCUAUUGAUGUUGGCAAGGUAGAGCACCUAACGAAUCAAAAUCAACUAACAGCUAUCACGAUUCAAAAAAAAGACAGAACAAUAUUGACCUCUUUUACCCCAAAUGAACACACAAUAUUCUCAGAUAAUGGAUAUCGUAAUAAGAUUAACCAAAGUGAAGCUUUAGGUCCAAAUAAAUUGACCUCCAGGUCAUCUUUUCCCAGCGGUAAGACCAUUGUAUUUUCAAAAGCAAAUGAUAUGGAUAUAACCAAAAGUCAGGGAAUCACAUCUGACAUUGGAAGCCUAGGGCAAGUUAGAAAUGAAGCGAAGGAUUCAGAUGAAAUGACCUUCAGACGGAAUGCUACUGGGUCUGUUCUGUCGUCAUUUCCCAGUGAUGAGACCAUGGUGCUUUCAGAAGCAAAUGAUAUGGACAUAACUAAAAGCCAUGCAGUCACAAUUGACAGUGAAAGCAUUGAACAAGUUACAAAUGAAGCAUUGGGUUUUACUAAAAUGACCUCCAAGCUGAACGUUGCUGGAUCGGUACGACCAUCUUUUCCCAGUGAUCAAACCAUGAUGUUUUCAGAAGCAAAUGAUAUGGACUUCACAAAAAGCCAUACAGUCAAAAUUGAAACUGGAAACCUUGCACAAAUUACAAAUAAAGCAUUGGCUUCGACGAAACUGACCUCAAGACGGAAUACUGUUGAAUCUUUUCUGUCAUCUUUUCCCACUGAAAAGACUAUGGUGUUUUCAGAUACAAAUGAUAUGGACAUCACAAAAGGUCAUACAGUUGCUAUUGAUAGUGGAAAACUUGGACUAAUUACAAAUGAAACAUCAGGCUCAACUAGAAUGACCCCCAGACUGUCUGCUGCUGAAUGUCCUCCAUUAUCCUUUCCCAGUGAUCAGACCAUGAUGUUUUCAGAAGAAAAUGAUAUGGACAUAACAAAAAGCCAUACAGUUGCGAUUGACAGUGGAAACCUUGUACCAGUUGCAAAUGAAACAUUGGCUUUGACGAAACUGACCUCGAAUUGGAGUACUGUUGGAUCUAUUCCAUCUCUUCCCACUGAAAAGACCAUGGUGUUUUCAGACGCAAAUGAUGUGGACAUCACCAAAAGUCAUACAGCUCCAAUUGUCAAUAUAAAUCCAAGGCAAGUUAGAAAGGAAACAAUGGGUUUUACUAGAGUGACCUAUAAUCUGGGUGUACCUGGAUCAAUACAAUCCUUUCCCAGUGAUAAGACAAUGGUGUUUUCAGAAGCAAAUGAUAUGGACAUAACAAAAAGCCAUACAGUCACAAUUGACAGUGGAAACCUUGGACAAGUCGCACAGGAAACAUUGGCUUUGACAAAACUGCCCUACAUAGGCAGUAAUGUUGGAUCUAUUCCGUCAUCUUUUCCCACUGAUAAAACCAUGGUGUUUUCAGAAGCAAAUGAUAUGGACAUAACCAAAAGUCGUACAGCUCCAAUUGACAAUGGAAACCUUGGGCCAGUUGUGAAUUGGACAGAGACUUCAAGUACAUCCUUUCCUCGGGAUAAGACCACGGUGUUCUCAGAAGCAGAUGAUAUGGACAUUACCAAAAACCAUACAGUUGCAAUUGGGAGUGAAAACCUUAGGCCACUUGCAAAUCACACAAUGGAUUUAGAUAAAAAGGCCUCCAAUGUGAAUACUGUUGGGCCUGUUCUGUCAUCCAUUCCCAGUGAUAAGACCCUGGUGUUUUCAGAAGCAAAUGAUAUGGACAUGACUAAAAGUCAUACAGUUCCAAUUGAGUAUAGAAACCUUGGGUCAGCUGCAAAUCAUAAAACAGGUCCAAAUAAAAUGACCUUGAGACAGAGUACUGUUCAAUCUAUUCAGCCACCUUUUUCCAGUGAUGAUACAAUGGUGUUUUCAGAAGCAAAUGAUAUGGACAUAACCAGAAGUCAUACUGUUGCCAUUGAGAGUGGACAAGUUGCAAAUGAAAUGAAAGGUUCCAUGAGGCUGACGUCCAUUGGGCGCACUGCUGGGUUGGCUCUAUCAUCUUUUCGCAAUGAUAAGAUCAUGGUGUUUUCAGAAGCAAAUGAUAGGAACAUAGCCAAAAGUCACACAGUCACAAUUGACAAUAAAAGCGGUGGACAAGUUACAAAUAAAGCACUGGGUUUUUCUAGAAUGACCUCCAAACUGAAUGUACCUAGAUCAAUACUACCAUCCUUUCCCAGUGAUAAGACCAUGAUGUUUUCAGAAGCAAAUGAUAUGGACAUAACAAAAAGCCAUACAGUCACAAUUGAUACUGUAAACCUUGGACAAGUUACAAAUGAAACUUUGGCUUCAAUGAAAUUGACCUCAAGACAGAGUACUGUUGGAUCUAUUCUGUCAUCUUUUCCCAGUGAAAAGACCGUGGUGUUUUCAGAAGCAAAUGAUAUGGGCAUCACCAAAAGCCAUACGAUUGCAAUUGAGAGUGAAAACCUUUGGCCAGUUGCAAAUCAUACAAUGAAUUUAGAUAAAAAGGCCUCCAUUGAGAAUACUGUUAGGUCUAUUCCAUCAUCCUUUCCCAGUGAUAAGACCCUGGUGUUUUCUGAUGCAAAUGAUAUGGACAUAACUAAAAGCCAUACAGUCACAAUUGAUAGUGGAAAUCUUGGACAAGUUACAAAUGAAACUUUGGCUUCAAUGAAACUGACCUCAAGACAGAGUACUGUUGGAUCUAUUCUGUCAUCUUUUCCCAGUGAAAAGACCUUAGUGUUUUCAGAAGCAAAUGAUAUGGACAUCACCAAAAGCCAAACGAUUGCAAUUGAGAGUGAAAACCUUUGGCCAGUUGCAAAUCAUACAAUGAGUUUAGAUAAAAAGGCCUCCAUUGAGAAUACUGUUGGGUCUAUCCCAUUAUCCUUUCCCAGUGAUAAGACCCUGGUGUUUUCUGAUGCAAAUGAUAUGGACAUAACUAAAAGCCAUACAGUCACAAUUGAUAGUGGAAAUCUUGGACAAAUUACAAAUGAAACUUUGGCUUCAAUGAAACUGACCUUAAGACAGAGUACUGUUGGAUCUAUUCUGUCAUCUUUUCCCAGUGAUAAGACCCUGGUGUUUUCAGAAGCAAAUGAUAUGGACAUAACUAAAAGCCAUACAGUUGCUAUUGAAAGUGGAAACAUUAGUCCAGAUGCAAAUCAUACAAUGGGUUCAAAUAAAAUGACCUCUAGGCGGAGUAUUGCUAGAUCUACUCUGUCAUCUUUUCCCAGUGAUAAGACCCUGGUGUUUUCAGAAGCAAAUGAUAUGGACAUAACUAAAAGCCAUACAGUUGCUAUUGAAAGUGGAAACAUUAGUCCAGAUGCAAAUCAUACAAUGGGUUCAAAUAAAGUGACCUCUAGGCGGAGUAUUGCUAGAUCUACUCUGUCAUCUUUUCCCAGUGAUAAGACCCUGGUGUUUUCAGAAGCAAAUGACAUGGACAUAACUAAAAGCCAUACGGUUCCAAUUGACAGCGGAAGCCUUGGAAAAAUUACAAAUGAAGCUUUGCGUUCACCCAGAAUAAUCCCCAGACUGAUUGACACUGGCUGUUCUCUAUUAUCCUUUCCCAGUGAUAAGACCAUGGUGUUUUCAGAAGCAAAUGAUAUGGACUUAACUAAAAGCCAUACAGUUGCUAUUGAAAGUGGAAACAUUAGUCCAGAUGCAAAUCAUACAGUGGGUUCAAAUAAAAUGACCUCUAGGCGGAGUAUUGCUAGAUCUACUCUGUCAUCUUUUCCCAGUGAUAAGACCCUGGUGUUUUCAGAAGCAAAUGACAUGGACAUAACUAAAAGCCAUACGGUUCCAAUUGACAGCGGAAGCCUUGGAAAAAUUACAAAUGAAGCUUUGGGUUCACCCAGAAUAAUCCCCAGACUGAUUGACACUGGCUGUUCGCUAUUAUCCUUUCCCAGUGAUAAGACCAUGGUAUUUUCAGAAGCAAAUGACAUGGACAUAACCAAAAGUCAUACAACUGCUAUUGAAAGUGACAGCCUUAGGUCAGCUACAAGUGAGGCGUUAGGUUCAGAUAAAGUAGCUUCCAGAUUCAAUGCUCCUGGGUCUGUUUUGUCAGCCCUCCCCAACAAUAAGCUCUUGGUUUUUGAGCAAGUUACACCAAUUACAAAAAUGGAUACAGUAACCAUUUGUGAUAAGCAUGAUAUAUCCACUAAUCACAAAAUUUCCCAAUUGGUGCUUGAAAAGGGGAAAAGGUGUUUUGGUAACCAUUCAGGCAAUGCAGAAUUUGCCAGCAUUCAAAAGUCAGUUGAAAACACCAUUUGUAAGGUUAGUUGUGCUGUCCAUAAACUUGGUCCUGAUUCUGAUCCUUUGACUGGGAACAUGGAGGUCACCACCCUGAAUAUGGACGGUGGGACAGAGCAAGAAGGAGAGCCUGUUAGUUCAACAUGUGUAGCUGAAGUUCAUGAAAAAAUGAAUGGGAAAGGAAUCAAAAAAUUUGUGCUAUGCACCGAGAACUCUUUGGAUUCAAUUCUGACGUGUAACAAUGACAAAAUUCAGGAGAAGAGAUCCCCAGUCGAUCAAAGCAGGGAGGCAGCUUCUGAGAAAUUUCUUAAACAUCAAGUUAGUGAUGCUCAAUCCGAAGGUACUGUGAACAGUGUAAUAACUGAAUCUAUAAGUACAGCAAAUAAAAAUCUGGGACAUAAUCAAUCCAGAAAGUUAAGUCUUGCUAAUAUGCCAUCACUUCAGAAAUUGAACUCUAUGACCAAUGUGACUUAUGACACUGUAUUAGAAAGGCCUCCAGUAGGUGACAAAGGUCCGACAAAGUGUCAAACAUGGGAUGCAAAGACAUGGUUCUCAAAACAAAACUUACUUGUUAGGGACACAUUGAAAUAUAAAAUCUCUCUGGGCAACUUUCCUCCUAAACUGCCUAGUAGAGAAAAUCUAUACAACGUUGUAAAUUCAAAUAAUCAAAAUGUAGCAACAUCAGGAGAACAUCUCAGCUCUAGUUCACUUCUGAAUAUCAUGUGUAAAUCAAACAAACUUGAGGUAAAUUCAAAUAUGCCCGAACCUAAUGUCGAUCCUAAAAAACACCCAGGUAUUCCGAUUGAAAGCCAAACGAAUGAUCAUGACCAAGCAGAAAACAAAAUAUUUGAUCAAACGGAACCAUCUCACUGCUUGAAGUCCAGUGAAGUGCACUGUCUCACCAUCCCUGAACAACUUGGAAACGAAGCUUCAACUGCUUUUGAACAACAUGAAAAUGUUACAGGUGGUCAAGAUCAAGAUCUUGGCAGUUUGAAAAUGAUUAAAUCAGUAGAACAAAGACUUUACCAAAAACGAGCAUGGCGUGAAGAGGAGGCAAAUGAAAAUCCGUGCAGUAAAAGAAAAAUGAGAAAUUUGGGACUUGAAGACACUGAUUCUUCAAGACAUAAGACCAGCACUGCUCCUGUCGUGCAAUGGGAAGGUAUGGGGCAUAAAAUCAUGGAAGAAAACCUACUCAGUAUGACGACAAAAAGCCUGGAUAGUAACAGUUCCUUAGAUUCAACCAAAGGAGAUGGGACCUCUGCAGUUGCUGUCACUCCAAGAUGUAACCUGAAUACAUCCCUAGUGAUUAUUGAAGAGUCUGAGUUGCAUGAGAAAUUGAUGGAUGGCCAGAUCACAGUCCGAGAAUUUUUCAAACUCUUGAAAGUUCAAACCCAUGCACAGAAAUCUCGCCAGAGUGAGCUACAAGUUAAUGUUGAAUUGGACAAGUCUUCAGCUGUCGAAAAUUGGCUGGCAGUGAAGUUUAUUCACCGACCAAAGCGGGAAGUCUAUGAAGAGGACAGCAGUACUCUCUCUGCAGCCGUAGCUGAACUGAAGGACCAGUUGUUAGAUCUUGAUAAACUCCUAUCAGAGGUGAACCUUCCUCUGUGGAAAGAUGUGAUGCAAAUGACAGAAGAGGAGUUGCAACAGUUUCGUUCCUGUCUGAAUGCCAAGAAAACUACUUUUGUGAAAAAAACCAAAGUGAUCUGCCAUGAGCAAAAAGUUGAACUCUAUUCAGCACAGUUGAAUAUGUUAAAGGCACAACGACAGCUGAGGAGCGAGUAUGAGAAUUCUUUGGAUGAUAUGCUACACAAAAUAGAUGACUGUCUUGCAUCACUAGAUCUCGCAAAUUUGGAUCAUCUGGGAGUGUGCAGGAUUGAUGUCAUUGACAACGAUGAGAAUAUGAUGCAGCUGGAGCAGACUGUGGCAGACAAACGAGAAGAGCUGAAGAAACUUCAGGCAGAACACCAUGACGUGGAAAGUCAACUCGCCAAAGUUAUUGCUGAAAAAGAGCUACAGGAAAAAGCUGCCCACCUGUGCGAUUUGAAGCAAGAAUUCCAGGAGCUGUUAGAAUGGACAUUAUUUCUGUACCAGGAUGGGCAGGCUGUUUACAGAUUUCUGUACGAGUCCCUGGAACUUACCUUGAAGUUUGGCGAGCCUGAGUGUGGUGGGGUCUCUUCUGGUGAGAAGUGCAGGAGAAUCCUUGACAUUAAUCUUAUAUCUACCUUGGAUGAAGGUGAGGCUCCAUUACACUCAAAGCUUGUUCAUGAGCUAAUUAUGACAUACUGGGAGAGCCAAGGCAGCUGGCAUGACAUUUACACAAAUGAAUCACAGCUCCCCAUGCUCUUACUUGAUGUCUCCCUAGUGGUGGGUCGAUGUCGGUUGCUUGGGGAUGAAUUGGAAUAUUUGCUGAACUGGGGAUCAAAAUUUGACAUUCUGAAGACUGAGAUUCAACAAAUGGACGUGAAGUAUCUUUUCUCGAGUUACGAUGCAUUGUCGAAAUUUGAGCUUACAUUUCAUUUCAAGCCAAGCUAUCCAUGGUGCCCUCUGCAGUUCACGUUUAACUCUUGGUUCGGAAACAUCAGUGGUGAACAUAUAAAUGAAAUCCUGCUGACAGUAAAACCAGGACCCAAGUACCUCACCAGGAUCAUGAAGUGCCUCUUCCUGACGCUGCUCAUCAUUCCAGGAACUAAUAGAUUCCAGCUACAACAUUCAUCUCCCUAACUAGGAAAGAAAGAAUGAGCGUUCAGCUGUCUUUCCCAAAUCAAAUCAGGAGCAACUUCCAGCUAUCAUUCUCAUCUGUACUAUUGAGCCUUUCAAUAAGCUUUGUAUAAUGAGACAACAAUGGAUUGGAACUUGAAGUUGCAGCGAAUUAUAAUACCUGAUGGUGAGGAACUGUUUUUGAAUGUGGCUUAGACUGAAAAGAUGAAAGUCUUCCUUUCUUGGCUGCAAGGAGCCCAUGUAAAUUUGAGUUUGGGCAGUUCCAAGUGGACAUGGGCCUACAGAACAAAAUCUGCCUAUUAAGUUGGCCAUUUUGUUCUGAAAAGCUGCAAAGAUUGCUUAAGUGACACUGGUGAAAUAGGUGGUGAUCUGGGGUGGGGGUUAAUUAAUAUUGUGGUAUUUUCCCUGCUACACUGGUAUAAAUGACACACUUAUUUUUUUACACACAGCACAGAAGGCGGCGUCAUUCAUUGUCAGUACAGAGCACAAGGAAAUUUACCCCAGUGACCCAACUACCCAAGUGGGUGAUAUAUACUCCAUUCCCCAGCACUUAAUUAUUUCGCCUAGACUAGCACAAAGUAUACACUUUCUUCCUCUGGCAUUAAGAGUGUGAAGUAUUUGUGCUGUAAUUUGUGUAUCUUUUAUUGUAAUUAAAGAAUUUGUAUAUCA